AUGGAAGAAGGCAGUUUACCAUCUCCACAGGUCCAGUCGUUCGAUGAGCCAUUUACUGACCAACCUAAUAGUCCGUUAUUAGAAGGUGCAAAUGAUGUAAACGAAAAUGAAACAUCUGAAAGAUUAGGACGCAUAGGUGAAUCAAAAAAACGAAGCUGGGUAUGGAAGUAUUUCGAAUUAAAAAAAGUUACAGAAGAAAGAUCUAAUCAUAUUACAUAUGGCACUUGUAUCGUAUUGAAUGAGUUGG
Molecule: messenger RNA, 247 nt
Organism: Dentiscutata heterogama
Lineage: Eukaryota; Fungi; Glomeromycota; Glomeromycetes; Diversisporales; Gigasporaceae
Source: the annotation of a GenBank genome assembly